Messenger RNA from Drosophila bipectinata, 1527 nucleotides. It is a transcript of the gene Pgk, whose product is annotated as phosphoglycerate kinase. Lineage: Eukaryota; Metazoa; Arthropoda; Insecta; Diptera; Drosophilidae. Gene Ontology annotation, biological process: glycolytic process; gluconeogenesis. The record is from RefSeq and is a predicted model, not a curated record. Gene Ontology annotation, molecular function: ADP binding; phosphoglycerate kinase activity; ATP binding. Gene Ontology annotation, cellular component: cytosol.
UUUCUAGCAAGACGUCUAAUGACCUUGCCCUGACAUUGCCGCAGACAGCAAUUGCGGUGGAGAGAAUUUGCGGCAUAAUCAGCAGUCAUAUUCAGGACAUUGCUAGCACGCUCAAAAAAACUCUUAAAAAUGGCUUUUAACAAACUAAGCAUCGAAAGUUUGGAAUUAGAUGGAAAGCGGGUGCUGAUGCGAGUGGACUUUAAUGUUCCCAUCAAGGAGGGCAAGAUCACCAGCAACCAGCGCAUUGUGGCUGCUCUGGACAGCAUAAAGUUGGCCCUGUCAAAGAAGGCCAAGUCCGUAGUGCUAAUCUCCCACCUGGGUCGUCCGGAUGGCAACAAAAACACCAAAUAUACUCUGGCUCCCGUCGCUGAGGAGCUAAAAACUCUGCUGGGCCAGAACGUAACGUUCCUGAACGAUUGUGUGGGCAAUGAGGUGGAGGCUGCCUGUAAGGAUCCCGCUCCUGGCUCUGUUAUCCUUUUGGAGAACGUCCGCUUUUAUGUUGAAGAGGAGGGAAAGGGCGUCGAUGCCAGCGGGGCUAAAGUAAAGGCCGAUCCUGCCAAGGUGAAGGAGUUUCGCGCCAGCCUUGCCAAGUUGGGCGAUGUCUACGUGAAUGAUGCCUUUGGCACGGCCCACCGUGCCCACAGUUCCAUGAUGGGCGAUGGUUAUGAAAAGCGAGCUGCAGGUCUGCUCCUUAACAAGGAGCUUAAGUACUUCUCUCAGGCUUUGGACAAGCCACCAAAUCCCUUCCUGGCCAUCUUGGGCGGAGCAAAGGUCGCCGACAAGAUCCAACUUAUUGAAAACUUGCUGGAUAAGGUUAAUGAAAUGAUCAUUGGUGGUGGCAUGGCCUUCACUUUCCUCAAGGUCCUCAAUAACAUGAAGAUUGGAGGCUCCCUGUUUGACGAGGAGGGCUCUAAGAUAGUCCAAAAUCUGGUGGCGAAAGCCAAAAAGAAUAAUGUCCAGCUGCACCUUCCCGUGGACUUUGUUUGUGGUGAUAAGUUUGCAGAGAACGCUGCUGUAAGCGAAGCCACCGUGGAGGAUGGUAUUCCCGACGGGCACAUGGGUCUGGAUGUGGGCCCCAAAACUCGGGAGCUCUUCGCAGCUCCCAUUGCCCGCGCGAAGCUGAUCGUGUGGAACGGACCACCUGGCGUUUUCGAGUUCCCAAACUUUGCCAAUGGUACAAAGUCGAUUAUGGACGGUGUGGUGGCGGCCACCAAGAACGGCACUGUUUCCAUCAUCGGCGGCGGUGAUACUGCCUCGUGCUGCGCCAAGUGGAACACGGAGGCUCUUGUCUCGCAUGUGUCUACUGGUGGCGGGGCGUCCCUGGAGCUUUUGGAGGGCAAGACACUGCCAGGCGUGGCCGCUCUGUCUAGCGCCUAAAAACCCAAAGACAAAUAUCUCUGGCUAUAUUAUUUGUAUAUUUUUAAGCACAAUACCACUAUGUAAAAGUUCAAGUUUAAUCUUUAAACUAUUUGUUGCAUAACCAUUACAUGUUUGAAUAUGCAUGUCAAAUAAAGGAAUUUUAGUUUA